Molecule: messenger RNA, 4838 nt
Organism: Wasmannia auropunctata (little fire ant)
Lineage: Eukaryota; Metazoa; Arthropoda; Insecta; Hymenoptera; Formicidae
Product: transmembrane channel-like protein 7
Exons: 4
Coding region: 820-3126 (768 amino acids)
Cellular component (GO): plasma membrane
Molecular function (GO): mechanosensitive monoatomic ion channel activity
Source: RefSeq, a predicted model, not a curated record
AAAGAAAGGAUUUUAAGGAAUCAGCUGUUAUUAAACUAGGGGAGUCCGCAACACACGGAAAUUCAUAUAUAGGAAAUCUCCAUCAGGCAGUUUUUGUUUGCAUCUUUUUUUUUCUUUCGGAGCGCCCCGAAUCCGAGGACGCCAUCUAGUCUCGGCGAUCCUCGCGCUCGGCGACUCCGUUAUUAUUAGCCGUCUGCUCCGCUGUGCAGGCUGGUGGUUUGACGUAUGUGAGACAAACAGCAGGAUGCCGACGUGCGUGGGGCCCGCGCCGAUGAGCCCUCGCGAACCGCUGUCGUCCGUCGCGGCUUUGGCAGAGGCGAAGCGUCGGACGCGGUGCCGUCGGCCGCGUUGAUCAGUGUGGGGCCCGCUUCGCGACGACGCGCGACAUUCACAACAGGGAUAUAUCUUGCGGUGCGGCGUCGCGAGAAGCAGUGCUGCGAACGGCUGAUUGACCAGCGGGGGUCACGGCCAGAGAUAACAAACUUAUUCGGGCCUUCUAUCGAUCGCGGCGGAGAUCCCGCCGUCAGCGGUUGCGUGGGACAUCUCGUCUGACCUGGUCAUCUUGGAUGCGUAUGUGAACAUAUGUAUUUAUCGGGCCUACCAUUCGGAUGAGCAAUAUUGCUCUCAGCUGUUUUCAAACGGUAUGUAAAAACUUAACAUAAAAAGAUUCUGGAGUGGAGGACAGAUGGACUGUAAUUGCUGAAGUCAUGCGUCAAGUUAUACAAAUCGUUCGCGCGAAAGUGGACGUUUAAGAACGUGAUUUUUGCACUGUGACUGGCCUACUACCGAAUAUACGAAGUCUAGCAGAAAUUUCUGAAAAUGUCGGGCGGAGAGAGGAAGAAGCGAGGCGGCGAUCGAGGGCACGGAUGGGAGGAGGCCGGCGCCGAGUUCUAUCAGGAGAGUUAUCCCGUGGUCAUGGAGGCGGAUCUGCAACAGGCGCUGCAGAGGGAUCCAUCGCACAUAGCGACUCUACUUCCGAGCAAGAAGUCCCGCGUCGCCACGGCGAAACGAAUUCGCAACGACACGAAGACCACGCUGCGGAGGCGUACGAGCACCAGAUCCCGCGGCACCACGACCUCGAGGCGUAUGUCGACCAACAUACACGACGCGGCUGUGUCGAUGCUGCCGGAUCUGUCGGAGAACUUGUCCAACGAGGAGCGCACCUGGGAGGAGAUUAUGCAGAUCAAGGCCAUGCCCGUGUGCAUGUCUCAGAAGAUACAGUUGAAGAAUCAGUUGCAGAGUGCUACGAAACUGAGACUUCAGGGCUUCGAGCAGCUGAAAUGGCAGCGCAGGAAAGCUUGGCAGCAGUUCCGCAUCAGGAUGAAGGAGGCCUGGUCCAAGAUGGAGCUGUGGAACGACAGUCUCAAGAAGAUAGGCGGCAACUUCGGGAUGGGCAUAGUAGCGUACUUCUUAUUUAUCAAGUGGCUGAUGUAUCUGAAUCUGCUCCUGUUCGCGAUUAUAUUCCUGCUGAUCGUACUGCCGGCGAUAGUGCUGGAGGUGCCGGAGAGCGAGGCGUGCACGUCGAGUAACGCCGCCAGCGUGGCCUGCUGCUCCGAGUUGUACAGGAAUAAGACCAACGAGAGUAGCAGCACUAUCACCAAGAUCGUGCAGGACGGCGGUAUACUGGAGUACACCCUGCUGUUCUACGGCUCGUACACGCACAAGAUCUACGAGAGUGUAGGCGCCAAUUUCUACUACAACUCGCCGCUGGCCUACGUCUGCGCGAUCGUCGGCGUCUUCGUCGUCAGCCUGGUGGCGAUCGUACGUUCGGCCGCCAAGGGUUUCCGCGAGAGAGUCGUCGAGGGCGAGGGCCAGUUCUAUCGGUACUGCAAUUUGAUAUUCGGCGGCUGGGACUACUGCAUCAACAACGAGAGAUCCGCCUCCAUAAAGCACAAGGCGUUGUACAACGAGAUGAAGGCGUUUCUCGAGUCGGAGAGGCUGGAGGAGGAGCGGCGAAACCGCACGCCGGAGGAGGAAACGAAGCUGUUCUUCAUGCGUCUGUUCGUCAAUCUGUUAAUCGUCACGGUACUGAUCGGCUGCGGCUUGCUCGUUUACUACAUAAUCGACUUCUCGUUCACUCACCUGUCGGCGCGUUUGGCGAAAGACUACGAGAUAUUCAAUCUCUUCUUCGAAUUCCUUCCGUACAUAUGCAUCGUCGGGCUCAACGUGGCGGUGCCGUUCCUCUUUCGCUAUCUGGUCGCCCUCGAGCAUUACAAUCCAUCGUACGUCGUCGAGGUGACGCUGUACAGGACCAUGUUCUUCAGAUUCGCCUCCCUCGCCGUCCUACUGACGUCUCUGCACGCGCUCGUCGCGGGCAAGAUUCCGGACAACGAAUGCGCCAACAGGCAGAACGAGCAGCCGCUGUGCUGGGAAACGUUCGUCGGGCAGCAGUUCUUCAAGCUGUACACCACCGACAUCUUCAUCCAAUUCUUCAUGACGUUCUUCAUCAACUUCCCGCGCUCGUUGAUCGCGCGUCACACCGAGAACAAGGUCCUGCGCUUCGUCGGCGAGCAGGAGUUCGACCUGCCCAAGCACGUGCUGGACAUCUUCUACUCGCAGACGGUCUGCUGGCUCGGCUGCUUCUUCGCCCCGUUGCUACCCAUGGUCGCCGUGAUCGGGACGUUCCUGCUGUUUUACAUCAAGAAAUUCACCUGCCUGGUGAACAGCACGCCGUCGAAUAGGAUCUACCGCGCCAGCCGGUCGAAUUGCCUGUUCAUGUUCAACCUGCUGCUCUCCUUCGUCCUGGCGAUGAUACCGGUCGGCUACGCCAUCGCGGCGAUCAUGCCGUCGAAAUCGUGCGGGCCGUUCCGAGGAUUGGAGUCCGUGUGGUCGCUGUUGGUCGCGCAGUUCUCGCAGUUUCCCAACUGGCUGCAGUCGACCCUGUGCUUCCUGGGCACGGCCGCCUUCGGCGUACCGGCGUUCGUCAUUCUCUCUCUGCUCCUCUAUUACUAUUACGUGAUGGGAUUGGCGAACAAGCACAUGGUGACGGUGCUGAAGAACCAGCUGGUGUUGGAGGGCCACGACAAGCAGUUCUUACUGAACAGGCUCAGCGCUUUCAUCAAGCAGCAGCAGGAUCAGAACAAGUUUCACCAGGAGCAAGCCAACGAUACGUUUCAACAUGUAUAAAUAGUACGUAACUUGAUUUAAUAUUUCGAUCUUAUGGAUGUACAAAUUUAGCGAAAACACUUUUACUGCGCCGAACCGACGAGUGCGUCGGUUCGAGUUGAUUCGAAUGUACCACUUGACGUUUUGCUUGAGAUUUUUAUAGGUUUUUUUUUUUAUAAGUUUUACUUGUGAAACAUAAGACUGUCGACUUUACAUUAUAUUCUUCUUUAUAUUAUAUUAUACACGAGUGGCACUUAUACGAUAGUUUUUUGAUAUUCUACCGAAUUGGGGAUAAAGGCUGUACACACACCAGACGACAAGGAGCGGGGACAAUACCAAAAAAAAAAAAAAAGAUUAACACGUAUCUUACACACUGCCUGUUGCAGUGUCUUGCAUUUUAUAUAAACUGAUGCUUUUUCGAGACUUGAAUGUAUUACAGUCGCAAUCACUGCCACGAACGUUAGUUUCCGCGAUCAAGUCUUUAGAUCAGUUUGCAGGAACUUCAGACGGGACAUAUCUACACAUUCUAGGAAAUCCAAUCGUCUCAUGUAUAUGAACAAGGAAAAAUGCACAUCCGAGAUCAGGGUACAAAGAAGAAGAAGAAAAAAAGAAAAAAAACGGCGUUGUGCAAGUAUUGUGCAAUAGUAAGGGAAAUCGUGAAUUGUUUGAGUAUUCAUUAAUUCCGUAUAUAAUUUCACGGAUAAAUCGCAUAGAGUCGCGCACGUAUUAAAGAAAAUCUACUUUAGAAUGUAAUCUUCGUCGGGAAUGAUAUAGGUAUUAUAAGCUAAUGUGAUCAUAUACAUGUCUAGCUUUAAAGAGAUUAAAAUCGGGCGAGCGUUCGAAUCUGCCUGUGUCUGCCAUUCGUGGGCGGGAAUCUUCCUAGUUCGCCUAAUAGGCUUCGUUUUGCUGGCCUCCAAGUCUAACAUCGAACAGGCAGGAUGAUUCUCACCCAAUUUAUAUAUAUUCACACACACCCACACACACACACACACAAGUGAUUGAAUUAUGUUUAGCUGAAUAUACGAACAACAGCGACAAGACUAAACGUCCCUCUAUACGGACGGACAUUACUUCCUCAAAUUUACAAUUUAAAGCAGUUAGAGAGCUUUUGCAUGAAUGAAACGAAAUGACAUGCAGCGGACCUAUUUUCUAGCGUAGUUCCUUUAGAUUCUUUAGAAAGAUCUGUAAUGUUACUCUGUAAAUAGGUCCUCUAGAACCUACGAGAAGUUAUUUUACUAGCGAUGUCUAUAUACAUAGUAAGCGUCAGAAAGGGAAGAGUCAGAAAUAUUUUUAUUAUAUUUAUUAUUUCGUUAUCGAGGCUUUAAUAAUUUAGGGUGUAGGAAAACGAACGAAUGUGUAAGAGUUUUUGCAAUUCCAUAUAUAUAUAUAUAAAUACAUUCAGGAUUUUUUUUUAACCGUAGAAAUCUCGUAUACCUCAGUAUUGUUAUACAUAUAACGCCAAAGAUAAUUCAGAUAAUUGAGACUGUAACAAUUUAUUUGUUUCAUAUAUAUAUCCAUUUACGCGAGAUAUUGUGACCGAAUGUACUUCGUUUAAUUAGGAUACGAACACUUUCACGAAUUAUCACUACGACUCUCACGUCAGAUGUGAAAAUGUUUUCCAUUUUUAGCGUUUAGAGAUCAAUUCUGUGAGCAUCGUGCGCACGAUACAUGCUAUCGCAAAUCGAUCAGAUUCUUUGGCCUAAACAAUUCAAUGCACAUACCGAAAAAAAAAA